Molecule: messenger RNA, 2008 nt
Organism: Ipomoea triloba (trilobed morning glory)
Lineage: Eukaryota; Viridiplantae; Streptophyta; Magnoliopsida; Solanales; Convolvulaceae
Product: probable mitochondrial-processing peptidase subunit beta, mitochondrial
Exons: 9
Coding region: 69-1658 (529 amino acids)
Biological process (GO): proteolysis
Cellular component (GO): mitochondrion
Molecular function (GO): metalloendopeptidase activity; metal ion binding
Source: RefSeq, a predicted model, not a curated record
CUCUCGUCAUCAGUUUUAUCGCACAGUGGAUUUCAACUGCGAACGAAAAGCUCAAGCAAUCGUUAACCAUGGCGACGCGCCACCUGCUAUCAUUCACGCGCCGCUCUCGGACAUUGGCUCCGUCGUGCCUAAGCCAGUCUACUCGAUCCGCCUCGCAGUCUCUAGCUCAGGCUUCCGAAGCUCCGGCACCGGCCUCCCCGCCUCCUCCGGAGUUCAUGAUCUACGACCGAUUAGCCGAGAGCGUGAAAUCGAAGCUCAAGCGACUCGGGAGACCGGACCUGAGGUUCCUCAAGUACAACUCGCCCCACCCUGUCGAAACCAACCACGCGCCGAUCCUCUCCGCCCCCGAGACUAAAGUGACCACUCUCCCCAACGGGCUCCGAGUCGCCACGGAGUCCAAUCUCGCUGCCAAAACCGCCACCGUGGGAGUGUGGAUCGACGCCGGAUCGCGGUUCGAGACUGACGAGAACAAUGGAGUCGCGCAUUUCCUCGAGCACAUGAUCUUCAAAGGGACCGAUAAGCGGACACAGAGGACAUUGGAGGAGGAGAUUGAGAACAUGGGUGGACACUUGAAUGCUUACACUUCGAGGGAGAUGACCACGUACUAUGCCAAGGUCCAAAGCAAGGAUGUGCCUCAGGCGCUUGAUCUUCUGUCUGACAUUUUGCAGAAUUCGAAGUUCGAGCAGGGAAAUAUUGACCGCGAACGCAAUGUGAUUCUCCGCGAAAUGGAGGAGGUAGAAGGACAUCCUGAGGAAGUCAUUUUUGACCAGUUACAUGCCACCGCAUUCCAGUACACUCCUUUGGGUAGAACGAUUCUGGGACCAGUUGAGAACAUCAAUAAAAUAACCAAGGAAGAUAUUCAGGAUUACAUUUCAACGCACUAUGCUCCUCACAGAAUGGUGGUAUCGGCUGCUGGAGCCAUAAAACAUGAGGAUGUGGUUGAGCAAGUGAAGAAGCUUUUCACAAAACUAUCGGCUAACCCUGUUACCACGUCUAAGUUGGUUGCAAAAGAGCCAGCAAUAUUCACUGGUUCAGAGGUCCGAAUCAUUGAUGAUGAUCUGCCUCUUGCUCAAUUUGCUGUUGCUUUCAGUGGAGCAUCAUGGACAGACCCUGAUUCCACUGCUUUGAUGGUCAUUCAACAAAUGCUGGGAUCAUGGAACAAAUACUGUGGAGGGGGAAAGCAUAAUGGUUCAGAGCUUGUACAGAGAGUGGCAAUUAAUGAAAUUGCUGAGAGUGUGAUGGCUUUUAAUACCAACUAUAAAGAUACGGGGCUUUUUGGUGUCUAUGCUGAAGCCAAACCUGAUUGCUUGGAUGACUUAGCUUAUGCAAUAAUGUAUGAUAUAUCCAAGUUGUGCUACCGAGUAUCAGAAGCUGAUGUCAUCCGUGCUCGUAAUCAGCUAAAAUCUUCCUUGAUGCUCCAUAUUGAUGGACCAAGCCCAGCUGCUGAAGACAUUGGACGUCAGUUAAUCACCUAUGGUCGAAGAAUGCCAUAUGCUGAAUUAUUUGCCAGAAUCGAUGCUGUGGAUGCUAACACCAUCAAAAGAGUUGCCAACCGUUUUAUUUUUGACCGGGAUGUUGCAAUAUCAGCCCGGGGACCAAUCCAAGGUUUGCCCGAUUAUAACUGGUUCAGACGAAGGACAUACUGGCUGCGCUACUAAACUGGCGAUUCUUUGCCUGCAACUGCAGCAUUUUCUGUUAGUUAUUUUAUUUUUUUCCCUCGAGAGCCCGUUGUUGGGCAUUAUAAUUCUCAGUUUCUGCAGGAAAUAAGCCGGUUGUUUUGUGAUCACCUUCCUCCUUUUGUACAUUGUGGGUGAUCCUUGUAUAGAUGAGUACCACAUAAUAUUAUUCCCUGGGGAGGUCUGAUGGUUUCCAAACUCAUGGAAAUUGAACACAUUGUUUCCCCUUGCUGAACAUAACUGUAACCAGUGAACAGACAGCACAAGGAUCUUUAUAAAAUUGCACCCUCAUAAUGGACUAAUGGUAUACAAUCAUGGUUGAGUGGAUUGAA